UGGCAUAAUGAUCUGGUCGAAUCGUGAUAAUUAUGUCGGUCAUUGGUUUGACAGCAAGAUGCAUGGAUCAGGUACAAUGCAGUAUGCCGAUCGCAGAAUAUAUACUGGUGGUUGGUUAAAUGGCAGGAAAUCGGGUCCGGGUAGCAUGAGUUGGCCUAAAGGCGAAAAAUGUGAUGCUGUUUGGAUUGACGAUAAAGCAGUUUGCGAUGCCAUUUGUUUUCCACAAUGUUCGAAUGGUGGAAAAUGCACUGGACCAAACUCUUGUACCUGUACAUCAUCAUGGACUGGACCUCGCUGUGAAACACAGUCAAAAUUCGAGAAAUGGAAGCAAAAUGCCAUCAUUGUAGCUGGUAGAAAUGGGGGAGGACAAGAAUUAAAUCAGCUCAAAUACCCUAUUGGAAUCUUCAUUGACGAAAAGAAAAAUAUUUUCAUUGCUGAUCGAGAUAAUCAUCGAAUUGUUGAAUGGAAAUACAAUGCAACAGAAGGACAAAUCAUUGCAGGUGGAAAUAAAGAAGGAGAUCGAAUGGAUCAAUUAAAUGAACCAACAGAUGUGAUUGUUAAUCAACAAAAUCAUUCGAUCAUCAUUGCUGAUCGUGGGAAUGGACGAGUGAUUCAAUGGAUGGAUCAAAAUCAACAAAUUCUGAUCGAGAAUAUUUACUGUAUGGGUUUGGCAAUGGAUAAACAUGGAUUUCUUUAUGUUUCUGAUUUUAUGAAGAAUGAAGUGAGACGAUGGACAAUGGGAGAAUACAACAACGAAGGAAUUGUAGUGGCAGGUGGAAAUGGAAAAGGUGAUCAACUUAAUCAACUAAAUCUUCCUACUUUUAUCUUUGUUGAUAAAGAUCAAUCUGUUUAUGUAUCAGACUUGUUCAAUCAUCGUGUGAUGAAAUGGAGAAAAGAUGCAAAAGAAGGAAUAAUUGUGGCUGGAGGAAAUGGAAGAGGAGGGAAUCUUAAUCAAUUGUCUUAUCCUGAAGGAGUAGUUGUUGAUGAUUUCGGUCAAAUCUAUGUGGCCGAUGGUGAGAAUCAUCGAGUAAUGCGUUGGUAUGAAGGAAAAGAUGAUGGUGAAAUUGUUGUUGGUGGAAAUGGCCAAGGAAAUCAAUCAGAUCAAUUGAAUAAUCCCAGUGGUUUAUCUUUUGAUAAUAAAGGAAAUCUUUAUGUUGUUGACCGGUUGAAUCAUCGAGUUGGAAAAUUUGAAAUUAUAUUGUGUAUGAAAUCUUGA
Messenger RNA from Adineta steineri, 1216 nucleotides. The record is from the annotation of a GenBank genome assembly. Lineage: Eukaryota; Metazoa; Rotifera; Eurotatoria; Adinetida; Adinetidae.